AUGCUGCAGGACAAGGAGGGAAUCGCCCCGGAUCAGCAGAGAUUGAUUUUUGCUGGGAAGCAAUUGGAAGAUGGCACAACUCUUGCAGACUACAACAUCCAGAGAGAGUCGACACUUCAUCUGGUUCUGAGGCCUCGGAAUGGAAUGAUGAUCAAGGUCAAGACACUCAACAGGACUCUGACAAAUCGGUGUGGUUUCUCGUUGAGGCUUAUCUACUUAGGGAAGCAACUCGCUGAUGACAAGACUGCCCGGGAAUCCAACAUCGAGGAUGGUUCUGUUCUUCACCUUGUGCUUGCUCUGAGGGGUGGCACUUAG
This is a messenger RNA of Musa acuminata AAA Group (dessert banana), 315 nucleotides long. Its product is annotated as ubiquitin-NEDD8-like protein RUB2. The record is from RefSeq and is a predicted model, not a curated record. Gene Ontology annotation, biological process: modification-dependent protein catabolic process; protein ubiquitination. Gene Ontology annotation, cellular component: nucleus; cytoplasm. Gene Ontology annotation, molecular function: ubiquitin protein ligase binding; protein tag activity. Bases 1 to 315 code for a protein of 104 amino acids. Lineage: Eukaryota; Viridiplantae; Streptophyta; Magnoliopsida; Zingiberales; Musaceae. The transcript is spliced from 2 exons.